AGUGCGAUUUGUGCGCAUUUUAAUAUUUUAACUUUAGCAUUUCAUUUGUUUAUAUUUAACUAGUUAAGUUUAAUGCACGGAAUAAAAUGGCUUCAUUAAGUGAAUAUGAAAGUUUGGACGAAGAAGUAAAAGAACUUCUUGAAAAUUAUAAAUUUAAGAAAGCGACUUUAUAUGAGCCAUGUACACUUAAAAAUUUCAUAGAAUGUUUAAUAGGAAUAUAUGAGGAAUUUGGACUUCUAAACAUCAACUACACAUUCAAUCCGCAAUUAGAUAUUGAAAACGAUACCUUAACCACAGAAGCUUUGGUUAAACUUAUAAAUUCUGUUUGGAUUUUAUUACAAAGUUAUAAAAACGCGACAGAAAAGGCUGAAAGGCUGGAGGAACGUAAUCAUAUUCUGGAAAGUAAUAAUAGUCAACUUAAUGGUUUAGUGACUAGAUUGAAAGAGAAGAUAAAACUAGAGAAGAAUGAAUCGAAAGCAUGUGUUGCAUCUGCACAAACGGUAACUGACCACUCUAGUGAAAUAUAUAAAAAGUACUUAGACACAAAUGCAAAACUUUUACAACUCACCAAACAAAAGGAGACAACCGAAAGGGCUUUACAAACUAAAAUAUCAAAAUUACAAUUGGAAAAUAAUAAGCUUACAGACAAGUUAAGAAAUAAGUCAGAAUCCUACACCCCAUGUUCGGAAGUUUGUGAUACCACAAUUAUACAAAUAAAGGAGCGAGAAAGAAACCAAAGAAAAGUUAUAGCUAAACUUCAGGCAAAUAAUCAAGAUUUAUUGCGAGAAGUGCUUUCUUUAAAAGAAGAAUUAUUACUUGAAGGACUUCAUGGUCCUGGAAGGGCAUAACUAAGAAACAAAUUCUUAAUUCCUGAACAAUCAUAACAAUGUGAUUAAUUGUUAAUGCUACUUGAUUAUUUUGUUAAACUUAUCAUAACUACAUAAGAAGAUAAUUUGCAAGUGAAUAAUUUUUAUUGAUUGUGAUUAAUUAUAUAUACAUUAUCAGUAUUAUUAACACUAUUAGUUGAAAAACUGUACCUGUUUACUAAAAUAAGCACAUGAUUGUGAUACUAUGAAUAAAUA
Papilio xuthus (Asian swallowtail) is the source of this 1082-nucleotide messenger RNA. RefSeq lists its product as uncharacterized. NCBI's taxonomy places the organism in Eukaryota, Metazoa, Arthropoda, Insecta, Lepidoptera, Papilionidae. The record is from RefSeq and is a predicted model, not a curated record. The coding region runs from base 87 to 848 and encodes 253 amino acids. The transcript has 4 exons.